AUUUGCUUCAGGAAAAAACUAUCGAACUUCCAGAGAACACUUUAGACGGAAUCGAUGGCGACUUCUCAGGCGGUGAUGGCUACGAUCAAGUCGGCUAGACCGACUUUCCGCAACAACCACGACAAGGUCGCAUUCGCUGUUCACGCUUUUUUCCUGACUUCCGGUUUCGACCUCACUGCCACCGGACGGCCUGCCUUCGCUGACGACGCUCUGUCUUCGUCUUCCACUCAGGAGGUUGGGAUUGACGGGUGGAACGAAUUCGAUGAAUACGCGUUUGUCUAUACUAAUCCGUUGAACAAAUCGACGAAAGUUCUGGUCAAGUGUUUGCCGAUUGAUGAUAAACUUUUUGUUGAUGCGCUUGCUGAUGGUCAAACAGAACCUGCCCAUCUCGAGAUAGAAGUUGGGGAUUAUGUUGGUGAAUUCAACGAGGGGAAUUACACUGCACAGUACAAGAAUUUUGACAAAUUAGUGAGUAAUUUGAAGAAUGAGAUUCUGGAUAAGCUUUACGGAGGAGUAAAACCUGUUCCUUCGAGAGCCGGGUCCAGUUCUGAGACAAAUGAAGAGCGUGGAUAUCACGUUGAAAGGCCUGCUCCACUAGACCCUCUGAUUCACCCCUCAGUUCCAUUAGGCCCUCAGUUUCACCCCUCAGGGGUGCUACUUCCUCCGAUACGGGAUAGUGGUUUCAGCGAUCUUAUCCCCGGACCAGGUGCUGGAGCAUACCCUGUCAGGGGUGGUUUUGGCGAUGGAAGCAUGCUAGUAGGACCAAAUGAUCGUAACAUGUUCCCCCGGUUUGGUGAUCAACCUGACUACAUGGGACCACCACAACCUGGUGUGCCACCUCCUGGUGCUCGUUUUGAUCCUUAUGGCCCGCCCGAUGUUCCAGGUUUUGAGCCAGGCCGGUUCGGAAGGCAACCUCCAAGAAGGCCGCAUCCUGAUCUUGAGCAUUUUCCCGGCGGUGGAGACUUUAUAUAGUCAAAGUAAAAAGGCAUCUGCAAAGAAAGAAGAAAAUGUUGGCAUAAUAUAAUAACUUUCAUCUUUAUGUUCGAAAGUCUAGUAGUGGCUACGUACAGACAAUAGGAUCUACGUUUAAAAAAAAAAAAAAAGCAAGCAGACAAUAGGAUCUAUUUGCUUUGGUUCUUUUUUUUUGUUCGGAAUUCCCCAGCUCUGUUUAUAACUUUCAUAUAAAAUAUAUAUAUAUAAAAAAGUUUUGAUGUA
Eutrema salsugineum is the source of this 1215-nucleotide messenger RNA. Its product is annotated as probable proteasome inhibitor. The coding region runs from base 55 to 972 and encodes 305 amino acids. The record is from RefSeq and is a predicted model, not a curated record. The transcript has 9 exons. Gene Ontology annotation, biological process: proteasome-mediated ubiquitin-dependent protein catabolic process. Gene Ontology annotation, molecular function: proteasome binding; endopeptidase inhibitor activity. Lineage: Eukaryota; Viridiplantae; Streptophyta; Magnoliopsida; Brassicales; Brassicaceae.